Molecule: messenger RNA, 3210 nt
Organism: Gambusia affinis (western mosquitofish)
Lineage: Eukaryota; Metazoa; Chordata; Actinopteri; Cyprinodontiformes; Poeciliidae
Gene: zfyve19
Product: zinc finger, FYVE domain containing 19
Exons: 11
Coding region: 141-1379 (412 amino acids)
Biological process (GO): abscission; mitotic cytokinesis checkpoint signaling
Cellular component (GO): midbody; cleavage furrow; centrosome
Molecular function (GO): metal ion binding; phosphatidylinositol-3-phosphate binding
Source: RefSeq, a predicted model, not a curated record
UCCCGUCUGCUUCCUGUUUUGAUAAUGACAACGUUAACCAUCCCAAAACAUAUAGCUAAUUUUCCAAAUUUUUGCCAACUAUAGGUGUAUUUCUGUACGCCCUCAAUCGCUUGGGAAGGCAUUAUUCAAGAGGAGACGCAAUGGACAGUCGCUGUUAUGGCUGUGCAUCAAAGUUUAGUCUCUUCAAGAAGGAGCUGGGCUGUAAGAACUGCGGACGCUCCUUCUGCUCCAGCUGUUUGAGUUUCAGUGCUGUGGUGCCUCGCUGUGGCAACACCCAGCAGAAGGUCUGCAAGCAGUGUCAUGGUAAUCUCACAAGAGGGGAAUCUUCGAACAAUGCUGGAAGAUGGUCCCCUCCAGAAAACUACAAAAAACGGGUUGCAGCACUGGAGGCCAAACAGAAACCGCAGUCCACACAGCCUGGUGUGCAUGGUGGGAGCAGAAAUGGCAAAUCGGUCCAUCUACCAACCAAAGGGCUUAGUAAAGAAGACUACGCUAUUGCUGAGAGGCUUCAAAAGCUAAAAGAAGAUACCAAACCAAAGUCUAUCCCUUCUGAAAAGGAGAUUGAGUCACGUCUUGCUGCUCUGAAAGCUCCCAGCCAGCCAGUGCCUUCUUCAGAGGAUAUGGAGGAUCGUCUGGCAGCUCUGCGAGGUCAGCCACCUCCAUCUCAAGCUCCUCGACCAGUACACCAGCCUCCUGACACCAGGACUCAAACUGAAAAAGCCAAUGAUUUGAUAACUCAGAUGGCAGAAGAAGUUGCCAUUGAUGAGCAACAGUCAAGUCCAGAAGAUAGUGUAGAUAUGAACGAUCUCAACAAAGGUGAAAAUGCUGCUUCAGACGAGAACCUGGAUGACAACCAAGGAGCAGUGAGGCAGCAGGAAGCAGAGAAAGACCGUCUGCUUGAAGAAGCCAUGAAGGAACUCAAGAGGGAGAAAUUUUCCCAAGACGAGGUCCUUCACAUGGCCAAGAGGCUGGCACAGUUAAAAGGGCAGGAUCCAGAUAAAGUUACAGCAGAGGAUUUCAGACAACCUGACAGUGAAGAAGAGACUGAGGAAGAAGCUGUGAGGAGAGUCCUGAAACAGCUUUCAGAAGAAGCUGCACUUGAUGAAGUCAGUGGCUACAACAUACCUAUAGAGCACAGCGGACCCAGGAACAGAGAAAAAAAGAAAACCUCUAAAAAACCAACUCCUUCCCCGACGAGCCGGACUUCUCCUGCUGCUGCUGCUCAUCAGCCGUCAGACAGUGAUGACGAAGAACUUCCCUGGUGCUGCAUCUGUAAUCAAAACGCCACCCUGCGUUGCCACACCUGUGACGGAGACCUGUUCUGCAGCCGCUGCUUUCGAUUGCCUUCUACUUCACUUCCUUCUCCCACCCCCAUAUAGUAAGUUACUGCCACCACAAUAUUAAGUGUGUUAAGAGUUUUAUUUUUCAACACAAAUAAUGUUUAAAAUAUUUACCAAGUAGUUCCAUUUGGUCUCAUCUGAGAAGAGCACCUUUUUUCUGCAUAGCUACUUCUUUUUAUCACGUGGAUGCUCACAGUUGUCUUGAUAAUUGAUUCACCCACUUGAGGUAUACAUUUAGUUUUCGAAGACUUUUGACAUCAGCUGGUUGAGCUGGAGUUUAUUUAGGGGUAUUGUUGUAAAAGGAGCUGAAUACAUACCGCAUGGUUUCCAGUUCAUUUGUGUAAAAAAAUCUGUAGAGUGUUUGCGUUUGUCAUUUAUAUUAAAUCCCUAUAAAAGACAUUGAGAUUUGGGGUUGUGGUGUGACAAAAUCCAAAAUAGUUGGAGGGUUGAUUCAACUUGCAAGGCAAAAUGCAGUAAGGAACUUAAAAGACAUUUAAAAAUACUGUCCAAGAUUUUUAGCAGCAGUUAGACUAAAAUUAGACAAGCAAGAUGUGUAAUAUCUGAAACUUAUCUUAGAAUUUGCUAAAAAAAAAAAAAGGUAUUAGUUGAAGAUGCUAAAUAAAACACAACUUAGAAGUGUCAAAGUGAAUAAGAAGCCUCACAAGUUUGUUUGAAGCUGUCUUAGUUUUUCAUGACAACAGAGCCUCUUCCUAAGUAUACUUUGCACUCAUUACUGUUUGAGUAUUUUUAACUUUUUGCAGCACUUCUAUCAAGCAGACGGAUCAUGGACUCACCCAAGACAAUGUGUACUCGCUCUCAGACUGUUGUCAGCUAGAUACCGAAAAGUCACAGACGAGUUCGUGUGAAAGAAUCACUGAGGCCUUUGUUCCCUUUGUGCUGUUCUUGUCUAUGUCUGGCUGUGGUUCUGACAUUAGCGCUGACUCUCUUGUCAUUUCAUUCUAAAUGAAGCAAUUGUUUUGAUUAUUUUUAACACCAAAGCUCUUUUAAAAAAAAAAAAACAAAAACGUGUCAUUAUUAAGAAAAUCGUCUGGCAGGUCCUCUUUGUGCUGUAUGUAUGGAUUCUUUGUCAGUGAAAGAAUGAAUGAGUCAGAGUAAUACAAAUAACCGUAAUGGAGCCCUCAACAAAAAGACCCUGCGUAUGACAGUGAGAGGACCAGAGUGCUGUUAACUUAUAGGAAGCCUUCACACUCUCCUCUGGGUGCUCCCUCCAUUAAUGGUGGCCAUGUUUGCCUUUUCUGACCAUGUCAUGCACCACCACCACACAGGAAAUGGAUGGGUAUAAUGGGUGCACACUUAAUGGAACAUCCUGUGGCUGAUUUCAGUGUGUUUACUCCUAGACCUGACAUGUUGACGCCUCCAUUGUUUCCAUCACUCUGUUGAAAAAUUCAUGUCAGAAAACAGAACGCUGACGGUUAUCCUUUCAGCUGUGUCCAGACAAAGUGCUGCAGGGCAUAAUGAAAAGUGGCUGUGAUAGCAGAGUGGUUUUUAAUAGCGCUGUAAAUUUUUGUCCAAGUAAUGCAACUGCUUUUCCAAUAAUUAGUUGUUGUUUUUUUGUAGAAGGUAAUUCAAAUUAAAAUGUGAACCUCAUGUUAUUCUUCAAGCAUUCUCUUCUCUUCAUUUAGAUGAUUAUGGCUUACAGCAAAUUGUUCUUUUCUGGAUGAUUACAGGGUACUAUAUUUAAGCCUGUGGAUAGAAAGUGCAGUGGAAGGAAACUGGUAAAAAAAAAAAAAAAGGUGCUGAGGCAGAGUAAAAAGGUUGCGUGAGGUCCAGUGAACUAUUCACAGUCAGGACUUGUUUCAUGACCAAGGCAUCAUUGUUCUCGCCUGCAAACUCUGCUGACCCCAAACCA